Messenger RNA from Fraxinus pennsylvanica, 1035 nucleotides. NCBI's taxonomy places the organism in Eukaryota, Viridiplantae, Streptophyta, Magnoliopsida, Lamiales, Oleaceae. The record is from the annotation of a GenBank genome assembly.
AUGGCAAAUAUUGGUGUAAUUUUGAUGAUUUUCUCAUUGAUCAUAGCCAUGUCAAGUGUCCAUGCUAAAUCCCAGAUGUCCAAACAAGAAGAAGCAUGGUUUCGAAACCUCUGCCGAGGUAAGAAAAAGGUAACCAAGUUGCAUUUUUAUGUACAGGACGAACUGUCCGGUCCCAAUAAAACUGUUUAUGAAGUAUCCCGAUCAAACAUUACUUCGAUAUCUCCAACAUCUUUCGGUCAGGUUCGUGUUUUAGAUAACUUAAUGACAGCUGGUCCUGACCGAAAUUCGACGGAAUUGGGUAGAGCACAAGGGCUCAUUACUUUUGCUGACUUGAAAGAAUCGGCCUUGGCGAUGAACAUGAAUUUUGUAUUCACAUCGGGGAAGUAUAAUGGUAGUACACUUUGCCUUUUGGGGAGAAAUCCGAUAUUGGACAGGGAUCGUGAGCUGCCGAUUGUUGGUGGUUCCGGUGUUUUCCGAAUGGCACAGGGAUAUUCUAUUUCGAAUACUUAUUCGUACGAUCCUGUUGCGGAUUAUGGUAUUUUGGAAUAUACAAUUUCUGUCACUUAUGUUAAGGAAUCUGAUGAUGAGAAGCUCACAGAGUUUCAUUUCUACCUACAUGACGUCGUAAGUGGCCGGAAUCCGACUAAUAUUCCAAUGGCUAUGGCCAACGCCGCCACCAAAUCACCCACAUAUUUCGGCCUAAUCGCCGUCAUGGAUGACUUAAUAACAGAAGGACCUGAACCCGAUUCCAAGGUUGUGGGUCGAGCCAGUGGGCUCUUCGGGUCGUCUUCACUGCGAGAAGUAGGGUUACACAUGACGUUCAAUAUUGUGUUCACAGAAGGAAAUUAUAAUGGUAGUACGCUAGCUGUAAAUGGGUACAAUCCUUUUAAUAAUCGUUAUCGGGAACUGCCGAUAGUUGGCGGCUCAGGUGUUUUCAGGCUGGCACGCGGUGUCGCAACCCUAGAAAAUGUUUGGUAUAAUAGUACCUCCGGUGAUGCUCUUGUUGAGUACCAUGUCAUGGUGUUGCAUUAUUGA